AAGAAGUUAGAGAGGUGGACUGCAGAGGCGCACGGUGCCAGUGCCAGGACCACUAGGAGCCUCUGCCUGCGCAGCAACAGCCUACACGCCGAGAAGAAGAAGUGUUUUUCCUAUUAUUUCUAUCUCACUGAGAGCAAGUGUGCUGGGGGGGGAGCAGAGCGAUGACAUGCGAGUAGAGAGCCGUAGAGUUUGUGAGUGUUAACGCAGGCGGACCCUUCUUUUAUUCCACCCAAGAUGAGUAACGACUUGAAGAUCGCCGUGCCUCUGGUCCUCCUCGCCCUGUGCGUCGCGGUGCAGCGAUCCGACUCUGCGGCUUGCCAUGGAUGUGCGGGAUCCAAAUGUGACUGCAGUGGAGUAAAAGGAGCCAAAGGUGAGAGGGGUUUCCCAGGUCUCACCGGACAGCCAGGAGUCCCAGGAUUCCCCGGACCUGAAGGGCCGAUCGGACCCAGAGGAGAGAAGGGUAGCGAUGGACCUCAAGGACAAUUUGGUCCCAAAGGAAUAAGAGGGCCUCCUGGAUUGCCAGGAUUUCCAGGAACACCAGGACUUCCAGGUCUACCCGGGCAGGAUGGACCUCCAGGCCCGAGAGGAGUGCCGGGUUGCAACGGGACAAAGGGUGAGAGGGGUUUCCCAGGAAAUUCAGUCCCUGGACAGCAAGGAUCCCCGGGUCCACCUGGUCUGCCAGGACCAAAGGGAGACCCAGGUGACGUGAUCUCCACCAACCGUUUUGGAGAGAAAGGAGCACUGGGAUUGCCCGGAUUGCCAGGAGUUCCUGGCCCUUCCGGACCCCCCGGUUUGCAAGGUCCAGUCGGCCCUCCAGGACCCAGAGGCUAUGAGGGUCGUCCGGGUCCUCCUGGUCUUCCUGGACCAAAGGGAAACAUGGGAUUGAACUUCCAAGGACCCAAAGGAGAGAAGGGUGACCCGGGUUUGCCAGGACCUCCUGGUCCUCCAGGACAAGUUGGAGAACAGAAGAGGCUACCAGAGACAGAGAUUCAGAGAGGAGACAAGGGUGACCCAGGUCUUCCAGGUCCCGUAGGUGAUCCAGGCUUUCCAGGACCUCCUGGUCCCUCGGGUGGCCAGAAAGGAGACAAGGGAGAACCAGGAGAACCAGGCAAACGAGGCAAACCAGGCAAAGACGGCGACCCUGGUUCUCCAGGCUUCCCCGGAAUCAAAGGAGAAUCCGGCCUGCCAGGUCCUCCGGGCAGGGAUGGAGAGAGAGGAUUAAAAGGUGAUCGUGGAUACCCGGGCCCACCAGGAGUGGUGAUUGGCGAACACACAGGGGGCCGGGUCGGUCCUAAAGGUGAUCCCGGGUUACCCGGAGCACCUGGACUCAAAGGAGAGAGAGGACAACCAGGUUUAACAGGCCCUCCAGGAACACCAGGACUUCCAGCUAUCGGUGGCAUUGGUCAGCCUGGAUCUCCAGGCUUCCCAGGAGAGAGAGGUCAGAAGGGAGACUCUGGCGCUCCAGGGCUGUCUUUGCCAGGUCCCCCAGGACGUCCGGGGGUUCCUGGUGGCCAGGGUGCACCAGGGCCCCCUGGACCUCCAGGCUUUUCCACAGCAGGACAAACCUGCGUCGCUGGAGAGCCCGGGCUUCCCGGCGUGCAGGGAGAGAGAGGUUACCCAGGAGAGUUGGGCCAGAAAGGUGAGAAGGGCGACACCUGUGUGAACUGCUUUGAUAGUACCACCGCCAUCCCAGGACCCCCAGGACCCCCAGGACAGCCCGGAUUCCCUGGAUCUCCUGGCGCUCAAGGUGUCAAAGGAGACAGAGGAUUUCCAGGAACACCUGGUGCCGUUGGACCCCCUGGUGCCUCCGGUCCUCAAGGUGCUCCAGGAUUCCCAGGAGAGAAGGGAGACCCAGGCGAUGCCAUCACAGUCAGCGGUGUGAGGGGAGAGAAGGGUGACACCGGCUUCCCCGGACAACCUGGUCUGCCCGGUCUGGACGGUCGACCCGGUCGUGAUGGACAGCCUGGAUCUCCUGGACCCAAAGGACCUCCUGGAUCUCUGCUGGUAAAAGGAGAACGAGGGCUCCCCGGUGAGCCAGGUUCCCCAGGUAUUCCAGGAGACAGGGGUCCUCCAGGGGCCCCUGGCUUCGGACCUCAGGGACCUCCAGGAGAGAAAGGUAUCCAGGGCGUCUCAGGAAGACCCGGAGGUCCCGGCGCACCCGGUGCUAAAGGUGAACCAGGCCGGCAGAUGGCCGAGAAAGGCUUACCAGGACCCAGAGGUCAGGAUGGCGAGCCAGGACGGCCCGGCUCACCAGGUAGCCCAGGUCCGCCUGGACAGAAUGGUUUCCCUGGUUUACCAGGAGCGAAGGGUGAUCCUGGACUCCCUGGCAUCGGACUUCCAGGACCCCCAGGAGCUAAAGGAUUCCCAGGUGUUGCUGGCCAGCCAGGAGCUCCUGCAGGACCAGGCAGACCUGGAGUAGAUGGACUCCCCGGCCAGCCUGGAUUUCCUGGACCCAAGGGUGAGCCUGGCUUUGGCCUUCCUGGCCCCCCAGGUUUACCAGGAGUACCUGGAGCUAAAGGUUUCCCCGGACCAAAGGGAGAUCCUGGUUUUCCUGGCAGCCCUGGUUCACCUGGACGAUCUGGAUUUGAUGGCGCUCCAGGAAGUAAAGGCGAGCCCGGUACUCCUGGUAUACCCGGAGCUCGUGGCCCACCUGGAUCCCCCACCAUCGGCUCACUGGGGCCACCUGGCCCACCUGGACCCCCUGGUCCAAUGGGACCACCAGGCGAGAAAGGAUUCCCUGGAUCAAACGGAGUGAAAGGAGACCCCGGCCCUCCAGGUCUAGAUCUCCCAGGUCUGCCAGGAGACAGAGGGAGUCCCGGUUUCCCAGGUUCCCCAGGACCAGUCGGAAUCCCAGGACCUCCUGGAGGACCUGGACCGGAUGGCCUGCCUGGACUGGCAGGUCAGAAAGGAGACAUGGGUCCCAUGGGAUCCCCAGGACCUUCUGGAGGACCAGGAGCUCCAGGAGCGCCUGGCGCUACCGGACUUAAAGGUGAACCUGGAUUCCCAGGUAGAGACGGCGCACUUGGCAGUCCCGGUGAUAAAGGAGAGAGAGGCGAACCCGGUCUCCAAGGACCCCCAGGAGCCCCCCAGCCACCAUCGAUCUAUAAGGGAGCCAAAGGAGAUCCUGGACUUCCAGGUGCACCAGGUUUUCCAGGUCAGAAAGGCAUCGCUGGUCUUUCCGGUGACCCUGGACUGCCAGGAUCAGAUGGACGCCCUGGACUCCCUGGACCACCAGGUCCUAAGGGAGAUCCUGGCAUCCCAGGAGGCCCAGGUGCUCCUGGAGUUCCGGGACUAAAAGGCAGCAUGGGAGAAAUGGGAUUUCCAGGACCGUCAGGGCAGAAGGGUCUACCAGGCCAGCCAGGUAGGCCUGGAUCCCCGGGACAGCCAGGAGGACCUGGUUUCCCUGGCGCCAAAGGUGAACCAGGCUCUGCUGGAGUUGGACCACCUGGACAAGACGGACCCAAGGGUGAACCAGGCCAGCCAGGGUUCCCAGGAAGUCCAGGACUGAAAGGAACUCCAGGAUCACCCGGUCUCCCAGGUUUACCAGGAGGGCCAGGUGCUAAAGGCGACCCCGGCCUCCCAGGAUUCCAAGGUUCUCCUGGUAGCCCCGGUCCAAAGGGUCUCGAUGGUGGGCCCGGUGCCCCAGGUCUCACUGGAGCUCCUGGCAGACCAGGAGAGUCCGGCCGACCAGGAGGACCAGGGUUGCCAGGAGAGAAGGGUCAGGCAGGUCGUGACGGGAUCCCGGGACCAGCUGGAGUCAAAGGAGAGCCAGGGCUUCCUGGUUUCGGUGGCCCCGGUCCCCCUGGAUUUCCAGGGUUGCCAGGUGCAAAGGGAGACCCAGGUCUUCCCGGCCAACCUGGCAAUCCUGGUUUCCCUGGCACUAAAGGAGAGGCUGGUUUCCCCGGCUCCCCUGGUCUUCCAGGGAACAGCGGCCCUCCUGGGCCUCCAGGACUGGCUCUGCAGGGCCCCAAGGGACUCCAAGGACCCCCUGGACCACCCGGAAGAGCAGGUCCCGCAGGUCUUCCAGGUUCACCUGGCCCAGAGGGUCCCCGUGGGCCCCCAGGAAGCGGUGGCGUGAAGGGAGAGAAGGGUAAUCCCGGUUCUCCUGGCCAGCCGGGUUUCCCCGGACAGAAGGGAGACCCUGGUAUUCCCGGAUUCCCGGGUUCCUCUGGUCUUCCCGGAGUUCCUGGUAUAAAGGGAGAUAUCGGUCUGCCUGGUGUUCCUGGAUUCCCUGGACCAAAGGGAGACCCAGGACUCCCCGGCGGCACUGGCCUUCCUGGAAGUCCUGGAGAUGUCGGACCCACUGGCCUUCCUGGUGACCCCGGUAUACCUCCGCCUCCCAUGAUAGUGAAGGGAGAACGAGGACCCCCUGGUCCUCGGGGCGUGAUAGGUAAUCGGGGAUUACCUGGUCCUCCUGGACGUGAUGGACUUCCAGGUCAACCUGGUGACCCUGGGGAUCCUGGUCUGGAGGGUCCCCCUGGCUUCGGCGGCCCACCCGGCAGGAAGGGAGACAACGGACCCGCCGGUCAGCCUGGUCAGCGUGGCUACCCUGGUCCCCCUGGUUCAGACGGUCCACAGGGUCCUCCCGGUCUUCCAGGAUCAGUCUCUGCAGCCCAUGGCUUCCUCAUCACCAGACACAGCCAGGGUCAGGAGGUGCCCUUCUGUCCCGAAGGAACUAACCUCAUCUACGACGGCUACUCCCUGCUGUAUGUGCAGGGCAACGAGAGGGCACACGGACAGGACCUUGGCUCGGCGGGCAGCUGUCUGCGCAGAUUCAGCACCAUGCCCUUCAUGUUCUGCAACAUCAACAACGUCUGCAACUUUGCCUCCCGCAACGACUACUCCUACUGGCUGUCCACACCAGAGCCCACUCCCAUGUCCAUGGCUCCCAUCACUGGAGAGGACAUCAAACCUUACAUCAGCAGGUGUUCAGUGUGUGAAGCACCAGCCAUGGUGAUUGCAGUCCACAGUCAGACCAUCCAGAUUCCCACUUGCCCUUCGAAUUGGGAAGCUCUGUGGAUAGGAUACUCCUUCAUGAUGCACACUAGCGCAGGUGCAGAGGGCUCCGGUCAGGCCCUGGCCUCCCCCGGCUCCUGCCUGGAGGAGUUCCGCAGCGCUCCCUUCAUAGAGUGCCACGGCAAAGGGACGUGCAACUACUAUGCCAACUCCUACAGCUUCUGGCUGGCCACUGUUGAACCCACUGAGAUGUUCAGGAAGCCCCAGUCGGAGACUCUCAAGGCGGGUAACCUACGGACACGUGUCAGCCGUUGCGUAGUCUGCAUGAAGAGGACGUAACGGCACACGGCAACGAGCAUAUCCACCGUUGCCGGGGACAACUGAUUGAUAACAAGAAAUGAUUGGAUGACGGGGGACAAGUAGGGGGGUUGUGGUCACAACAACGGAUAGGCAGUCGCCGUGGUGACAAGGUGGAAUUCCAAUGGUGCGUUGUCUUCCGGAAAAAAAACUAAAACAAUGGUGCUACUGUGCAACACAGCUUAAAAAAAGAAAAGAAAAAACUGACGUAAAUAAAUCUUACAUUUAGUCUUUGUUUUUCUUAAGAAGUACCUCAAAAUGAAAGCAAAAAAUAUCUACUAAAUGGUGCCAUGAUGGAUGUGUGACAACAUAAGUGAAUUUCUUUUCCCUUCUUUCCCAAAAGGAUCAUUGUUUCCUUUCUCUUUUUUAAAAAUCACUUUUGACGUUGAUGAUACAAAAACAUGAUACUGUACAUCUAUUUCUAGACAGAAGUGCUCUUCUGUUUUGUUGUUUUGCUUUUAGCCUUAUUGAUAAGGAGUGGAUGGUCUCAAUGGUUACCAAAUCGGCACUUUGACUUCGGAACAUCCAAGAUGAGAGAUGCACUGACGAUGAGCUUUCCUUAGUGAGACUGACUGCCUUUUUUUAUUACUAGCUCUUCAUUCACACACUCUCUCUCUCUUUCAUUUUUCUGUCGUUUAACGUUACAUUUGGUGGUACUAACCCUGCUGUAGCCCGCCCUCUAACCAUCAGCCUACACCUUCUUUCUCUUACUUUUUUUUUGUAAGUAAUAAAAUGUGUAUAUUAUGUAAAACACCUUUUGUUUUUAGUGUAGUAGGUCCUGAAUCUGUACCAGCUGUUUGUUAUAAGACAAUUUUCCAGGUUCUUUUUAGCUCACACACUCACGCGUUCACACACAAACACACACUCAUUCAUUCACUUCCUCACUGACACACACUGACUCAGAUAUUGUACAAAGUAAGGCUUUUAUGAAUGAAACAGUAUUUUAUAUAUAAUAAAUAUAUAUUUGAAAAAAGAGGAUAAAAGGUAUAUAAACUUUAUUCGGCUGUGGGGAGAUAGUUCACUGUUUUCAAACACAAACAAAAGUCAGGCAUUUCACCAAAAAAUAAACUACUGAGUGUAGACAGAGCCAUUUUCCCUAAAACAUAACAGUCUUGUAUGAUAUUAACGGUGCCAAUCGCUUAAAUCUUUUGUAUUCAAUUGGUAGAAUUAAUAAAUGUUGAACUGAAAUAAAGGGGAUUUGCUUUUAGGUAGACUAUGAUUGGGGAAUGUUAGAGAUACUUGUGCAAAAAGGAUUUGAAUUAAAUCUUGGCUCCUUGAUUAGAAAAAAUGUGAUAUUUGUUUUGUGUUUAACAUUUCCAGGUGCUGGGCUUUGCUGUAAAAAGAGGGCCUGAGGUUUGGGGGCUCAUUUUUGCAGCCCAAAACCUUCACAUCCACUUUUACUGGCUUGAAUUUGUAUCCAAAAUUGGUUAAAGUGUUCACACUCGACCCUGUUGAAAAACAGAUUGAAGUGUCUGUACAUUUAAAUCAGGUGUAACGGUCCCUGGUGUGACGCUUCUCUCACAUCAGGGUACAGACUCCUGAUGGUAGUCUACAAGAGCUGUUUUAGGGAGGAAGAAAUGUUUUCCUGUGAUUUUAUUGUUAUUUUUAUUUUUUCAAAACUGCUUUUAUGAAUUCUAAAUUUUUUUUUGUUUAUUUUUUUCAUGUUAUGUUAUCCAGAAGUUGUUAUAAACUUUUAAGACUGAAAUAAAUAUUAUGUCCAAA
This is a messenger RNA of Siniperca chuatsi (mandarin fish), 7035 nucleotides long. RefSeq names its product collagen, type IV, alpha 5 (Alport syndrome) (gene col4a5). Gene Ontology annotation, molecular function: extracellular matrix structural constituent. The transcript is spliced from 52 exons. The record is from RefSeq and is a predicted model, not a curated record. Gene Ontology annotation, cellular component: collagen trimer; basement membrane. NCBI's taxonomy places the organism in Eukaryota, Metazoa, Chordata, Actinopteri, Centrarchiformes, Sinipercidae. The coding region runs from base 235 to 5295 and encodes 1686 amino acids.